AUGGCGCUCUUUGACGACCUCCCUGUCGAGCUACUCAGACAGAUCGCUGGUGACAUCAAAAACAUCGACGACCUCCUGAACUUCCGCAAAGCCAGCGCGAAGAUCUAUUUUGCGACCUCGGACAUCUUCGCGCGCCGGGUCCAGAAUUUGCGAUGGAUCGUGGCUCCCCACAGUCUAAACAUCCUGGAGAACAUGAUUGGCAACAACGCCGCUUUGGCCGGGGAACUGCGUGUUCUCCGUCUCACAUCGCACUACAUACCAAUGUUCCAUUACCAGCUCUUCAAUCUCAGACCUGGCCUGUGGAACAUGUUCGCAGAUUACAGUGAUUCUCCAGAGUGUCAGGCUUUCGUCAUGGCCCAGGGUCAGUUCAUUCAUACCAGGGCCGACUUGGCAACCCUGAUACGCAUCCUUGACCAACUCCCAAGCCUCGAGCACCUUGAGGUCACCGACGGGCAGUACGUGCGUGACAGUAUCGCCAAAGAGUUCCAGAUAUACGAGCCCAGCAGGUGCUAUGGCUUGGACAAUGCCGCGAGGGUGCCGGGCCUUCGGUACGACAGCCUGGCAUCACCCGUGCAAGUAUAUUGGACCAUGGGCAUAGUGAUGGGGAUGAAUCCUGGUAUGAGCGGAUUGGCAUAUAAUUUCCAUCUUGUUCUCCUCGCACUGGCCGCCACACGACAUCCAAUCCGCUCCCUCCGAAUCUGGCAUUGGGAUAACGAUAAUGUCAUGGACCACGUCUCGGUGGAAGCCGUCAUCGUCCGGACCUGGCACUACAUCACACCAGACAAGGAGGAAAUCCUGAACGGCCUGGCCGCGAGCUUUGCCGAUCUACGAACCUUUUCUCUGAUGCUGCGGUAUAAGCACGACGUACGGGGAGAAUACACGGACCAGGAAACCUGGCUCGCCGACAUCCUUCAGCAAGCCCCGAACCUGCGCCAUCUGUGUCUCAUGUUCGACAAUACCAUCAACAACACCGUCCAGAACCACGCCACCCUGGCCAGGUACUUCUCGACCUUUUCGCAGAGGGUGAUGCUGAGAAACCUGCGCGUCCUGGAGCUCCUAGAUGCCACGGUCAGAUAUAUCGACGUGUCGAAUCUCGUCCGGCGCGUACGGAAGACAAUGACGCGUUUCAAACUCUACAAUACGGUCCUCGUCGGUGGCACUUGGAAUUCCUUCUUCAGGAUGCUGCACAUCAUGUACACAGCCAUGUACAACUCACAUAACCCUGAUUACGAUGCUUCAUCCGUGCCCGAGCAGAUCUGGCUGGGGUUCUCCUGGCUGAAGGAAGUGCGCAGAGCUGGAACAUCAACAAUAAACGGCCAGGAGCCGGCCGAGUGUCCUAACAGAAUCCUCGUCUUCGACCACAGAGGGCGGGACGGCUGCAUGAGUUGCCACAACCCAGUUUGGAUCCGUCGGAGGCGCUUCUGCAUCCAUGCCAGCUUCGCCUGCGACCUUAAGCGGCGCGAGAUGGAGACUGGCCGUAUACCCACCGGCUUACAGGUGCUGUUGGACGCGGAGCUUGAGGAUUUUUGA
Canariomyces notabilis is the source of this 1530-nucleotide messenger RNA. RefSeq lists its product as uncharacterized. The transcript has a single exon. The coding region runs from base 1 to 1530 and encodes 509 amino acids. The record is from RefSeq and is a predicted model, not a curated record. NCBI's taxonomy places the organism in Eukaryota, Fungi, Ascomycota, Sordariomycetes, Sordariales, Chaetomiaceae.